AUGAUGGACUACACAUUGCCUAUAGCUAGAAGGACCAGGCUUAGAGAAGCUGAAGUGUAUAAGAAAUUGCAUGAUGAGAUUAGGAAAGGAAAAAAACUAGGAAAGGAAAGCAAUGCUGCCGCUUCUGGGUCAACGAACGGACUUUAUGGGGUUCACGAGGAAAGCUUUGGUGGGUCAUCUGAAAAGGGCAGUAAGAGCCAGUCUUUAAGUUUUGAUGAUGAUCUGGCAGGUAAGGGUUUGCAUGAUUUUGGUUCGGUUGGGGUUGAGGAUUGCGAGGAGGAGAAUUGUGCUGUGCGUCCAGUUGCACUGGAUGAUAUUGAAGAUGAUGUUGAGUUUUUGGAUGAUUGUAAAAGAGGAGGCCUUAAGGAAGGGAUGGAUUUUGUUUCACUUGAUGAUAGCGAUGAUGCUCAGAGUGAGGGAAUAGAGAAUAAGAGUUUUAACGUUGGUGGUAAGAAGAGUGGUGGCGUAGAUGUGGGUGGAAGUUGUAGUGGCAUGAAAUUUGAUGCAGAGGAGAGUGGGAGGUCAAAGGUUUCUCAGUGGCAGACGAUUGUGAACGAGAGUUAUAAUGGUGAGGUUUUUGCACGUAAGAGGAACGAGGAGGGUGUGGACUUCUUUUCGAGUGGAAUUGGGAAUGAAAGCGGUGGGGUGGGUUUGAAUGGGAGGAAAACUGAUGGGGCAGCUAGGAGGACUGAGUUGCUGUCCGUGUUUUGUGAAAAGAGCAAGGAUGGUAACGGUGUUGUUGUAGUUGAUGAUGAUCGUAUUAUUUUGGAAAAGGAUGCAGCGGAACUGCAGAGUUCUUCUAGUGGAGAUGAGGAAAAGUUUAAGGAUGAUUCAGAUGAUGGGGAUUAUAGAGUGGAGUUCCCAGAGAGUCGUGUGGUCGGGCAGGAAGAGAAGGAAGAGGAGGGAGAAGAGGAUGAUGAUAGGGAGCAAGGUGAUAAGGAAUUGAAGAGGAAAAAAGUUUAUGGAAUUGAAAUAUUAUGUGACUCUAGCAUUGGCAAAAUUGAGAAUAAUGAUGUUGACAUGGAUGAUUCUGUUUGUGUGGGAAAACGUACCCGAUCACAUUAUAAUUCAGAAUCUUCUAAGAAGAGAAUGAAGCUUGGAACAGUCAGCCAACCGCUUUGUGUUGAUGAGGAGGAGUUGGAUGAUAAUGGUGAUAAUGAUGAAGAUGAUAACGUCACCUAUGAAACUGGUGAUAUUGCUAAGAAAAUUCGGUCUAAGAAAGGGAAAACCGAAUCUAGGGGAGAGAGUGGUGGCGACGUUGAUAAUGGUAAUGAGACGUAUGAGUUUCACCGGAUAACUAGGUCUCAGAAAAGGAUAAUUGAUUCUAGAAAAGGGAGUAGAGAUGAGCAUCUGCAGGAUGUAUGUGGAAGGAAACCUAGUAAAAGAAAGCGAAUGCGUGUCUUAAAAGAACAUGAAUUUCUCAACAUUCUUGCAAAUCCCAUUGUUUUGGAGCAGGAAGAUUUGCCUUUCAAACAAAAAAGCGAACAACUCAAGAAGCCAGUUCUUCCUCUGAAGUUCACGUUUGGAAUUGAAGAACCAACUCCUCCAGUUAAAUCAGAAGAGGAGAAACAAUUGGAGGAACUUUGGGCUGACAUGGCCUCAGCUCUUCGUUCAAACGAUACCACUGAUGAUGCACCGCUGGAUGAAAAUGAAGAUGACGCUCUUGAGGUUGAACUUGAUACAGCCACCCUUUGUAGUCAGGGGAAUCAUGAGCUUUGGCUCGACGAUGAAAUUGGAUUUAUCUGCAAAAAUUGCUCUUCUGUGCCUUUGGAAAUCAAAUACUAUGUGCCCCCUUUUGAUACAUAUCCUCUGGGAAAAUCAUCCAGGAGAUACUUUGUCACAAUGCAACACAACAUCUUCAAUGACCUUCAUGAUCAAGAUUCUGGUCAUGACACACAUCCUGUUUAUGAUCCUUGCAUUCGAGAGCGAGGCACAGUGUGGAACUUAAUUCCUGGUAUUGGAAAGGGCUUGCAUGUACAUCAACGUAAAGGAAUUGAGUUUAUGUGGAAAAACAUAGGUGGGGGAAUUUAUCUUGACAAGUUGAAAGAGAAUACAAGCUUAACUGGUGGGACAGGAUGCAUUAUAUCCCAUGCUCCUGGGACUGGGAAAACCCGCCUGGCCAUAGUGUUUCUCCAGAUGUUUAUGGAAUUAUAUCCAACAAGCAGGCCCGUAAUAGUUGCUCCUUGCAGCAUGCUCCUUACAUGGGAGGCAGAGUUUUUAAAGUGGGGGGUUGACAUUCCCUUUCACAUUUUGAACAGCAAAGAACUUUCUGGAAAAGAAAAUAAGACAUUUGUGGAUGUUUUCAGGGGACUUAAGCCUGUAGAACGUGGUUCAAAUGCCAUCCGUUUGGUGAAACUAUAUUCUUGGAAAAACGAGAGGAGUAUCCUGGGAAUCAGUUACAGACUUUUUGAAGAACUUGUUGGUGAAGGAAGGAAUAAAAUCGAAGUAUCAGAUAAGACUGAAGUUGACCAGGUAAGGAAAUUGCUUCUCGAACUUCCUGGUCUUUUAGUCCUUGAUGAAGGACAUACACCUCGAAAUGACAAGAGUCUUAUCUGGAAAGCUUUGUCCAAGGUCCAAACACAAAAGCGGAUAAUACUCUCAGGAACACCCUUCCAAAAUAACUUCGACGAGCUUUAUAACACGCUGUGCUUGGUGAAGCCUAAAUUUGCAGACGAGAUCUCGUCUAAACUCCAUAGAGCUUUUCCUAAAAGGCGUGGUCGCAAGAGAAAUGUUGGCAGAGGGAAUUGGGCUUCCUUGACAUCUGCAAUUGGCAAAGCCAUCGCUGAUAAGCUGGAAGCUCAGAGGGUGGAAGAGCUUAGAAAGAUGAUUCAGAAAUUUGUGCAUGUACAUAAGGGUGGUGUGCUACGAGAAAGACUCCCUGGAUUGAGGGACUCUGUGGUUAUUUUACAGCCAGUCCAUUUGCAGAAGACCCUUCUUGAACAUGUUAAGCAAAUUAAUGGCGUGGAUCAUUUUGAGAUGGAAUAUUCGGUGUCUCUACUUUCUGUGCACCCUUCUCUGUUGCCAGAGAAAUCAGUUGGAAACCAAGAGUUUAAGUGUGUUGAUCAGAGGAAGUUAGAAAGGCUUAGAUCAAAACCCGAGGCUGGAGUAAAAACGAAAUUUCUUAUGGAACUCAUUUGGCUUUGCCAGGCGAGGAAUGAGAAAGUUCUGGUCUUCAGUCAAUAUCUUGAGCCACUGAACUUGGUAAUCAAGCAGCUUGAAUCUAAGUUCAAUUGGAUCCAAGGAGAAGAUGUGUUAUAUAUGCAUGGACAGCUUAAAGUCGACGAACGUCACACAUUGAUCAAGCAUUUUAACAAUGCAAAUAGUGAGGCAAAAGUGCUGCUCGCAUCAACUAAGGCUUGUUCUGAAGGGAUAAAUCUUGUCGGGGCUUCAAGGGUGGUUUUGCUUGAUGUUGUGUGGAACCCAUCAGUGGAAAGGCAAGCCAUAAGCCGUGCUUACAGGCUAGGGCAAGAGAAAGUGGUCUACGUUUACCAUCUUAUUACAUCAGGGACAAUGGAAGAGGAAAAGUACAUUCGCCAAGUUGAGAAAGAACGAUUGUCAGAUUUGGUGUUUGAUUGCACAAGCUGGAGCAGCAGUCACCAGAAGGUUGUGUUUGAUAUUGCAGAGAGCGAAAAGGACAAAAUUUUGGAAGAGAUGGUUCAGCGUGACAAGCUCAAACCCAUGUUUAAGAAGAUUGUCUACCAACCGAAAGAUACUAAUCUGGUCAAAUCUUUUGGCUUGGAUUUGUAG
This is a messenger RNA of Dovyalis caffra, 3747 nucleotides long. The record is from the annotation of a GenBank genome assembly. NCBI's taxonomy places the organism in Eukaryota, Viridiplantae, Streptophyta, Magnoliopsida, Malpighiales, Salicaceae.